This is a messenger RNA of Yarrowia lipolytica CLIB122, 1233 nucleotides long. RefSeq lists its product as uncharacterized. Gene Ontology annotation, molecular function: protein binding. Gene Ontology annotation, biological process: signal transduction. Lineage: Eukaryota; Fungi; Ascomycota; Dipodascomycetes; Dipodascales. The record is from RefSeq and is a predicted model, not a curated record.
AUGCUAUCACAGGCGUGGAACACGGACCAGGUGGGCCAGUGGAUAUCUUCGCUGGGGUUCCCGCAAUACUCAAAGUCGUUCAUUGACAACAACAUCACCGGCGACGUGCUGGUUCACCUCGACCACGAUGAUAUCAGCGACAUUGGCGUGACGAAGAUCGGUCACAGAGUGCUCAUUCUCAAAAGCAUAUACCAGUUGAAGGAGAAGGAGGGAGGCACAUACGACAAGGAUGGCGACGGAGACGCCGGGGGCUACGUUCCUCCAUCCAUCAAAACCACCGAUAUAGACGACUACAACCGGCUGUUCAAGAGCUUUGAGAUCCGAGAUGAGCGCGUGUACCACGUGGAGCAGGAGCUCAAGAAGCUCAUUGACUCUUUUAACAAGAUCAGAGAAGACCUGCUUCCUCUGUUCAAGUUUGUCAAGGAAAGCAAACCGCUGCCCACUCCUGAUGGAACCAACCCCAUCCAUGCCCAUUACUUACAUUCGCCAGGAACCCCCAAUGACGCUGCUGCUCCAAAUACAGCCGCCAAAGAGCCAGGUUCCGGGGCCAACAACCCGGGCCCUUCUAUAGCCCGGAAGCUGAGCAAGUUGAACAACAAGAGUGCCCAGAAGUCGCCCACAACUCUGGAACCCGAGUCUGCAGCAACAGCGAGCUCCUCCGGAACUUCUGGACCCUCGGAACAGAAACGGCCGAAUCUCUAUCUCGGCUCAGUCAAGUCGUUAUUGUCUCCCUCAGACUCCUCGGUGGCUGCCACUCCCGUAGUUACGCCGGGGGGCUCUACCACCCUACACUUCUCCCAUCCCUACCAGAGCGGGUCUGCCGCAUCGUCACAAGUCAACUUCUCCAACACAUCCUUGGUUUCGCCUGGGGCCCAGCCAAGCAGCACCAACGCACAACCCACCAGCACCAGCCAACCGGUUUCUAACAGCAGCCAGUCCACCAGCACUCUGGCGACAGAACCGUUCAAGUCGUUCCGAGUGACGCUAGACGACCCCUGCUACAAGGUGCUGCCGGCAGCUCUACGACGAUACAAGAUCAACGGCGACUGGAAGCAGUAUGCGCUGCUGGUGUGCUAUGGAGACCAGGAACGGCUUCUGGGGCUUGAGGAAAAACCGCUCAUCAUUUUCAAAGAGCUGCAAGACGCCGGAAAACAGCCCGUCUUCAUGCUACGCCAUAUCGAGGGCAUGAAACAGACAGGCGUCGUCGUAGGUACCCCUGGAGGUGUUCUAUAG